CAUUCAGAGAAAUAUACCAGUAGCUCUUCUUUGCUUUCUUCUUUACCUUUCUCCUUCGUCUUCUACCUUUCUUCAUUUCCAUCAAAAUCUCAGCAGAAGCAUGCUAUCAAAUCAUAGCCACACAAAAGACGUGUUAAUGUUUACAAGUAAUCGAGUCCAAAUAAUAUAAAAGCUGCUUCUUCUAAUUCUUCUUCGUUUCAAAUUAGACAGAAAAGAUUUUGCUUUUAAUUUAUUUCUCUCACUUGAAGAACAGCACCAUGGAAGAAAAAAUGGAGGCCUCAACAACCAAGUUUCUUGUCCUGGCCACACAUUGCCUUGCUCUUUUGGGGCCGUUUUAUUUCAACUGGUCUGCGUUUUGUCUGGCUGUGGCACUCUAUUUUGUUACAGGUGUGGGUAUUACUCUGUCCUUCCAUAGAAACCUCGCUCACCGCAGCUUUAAGCUUCCUAGAUGGCUCGAGUACUCUUUCGCCUACUGCGCCGUCCUUUCGCUCCAGGGAAGCCCAAUUGAAUGGGUGAGCACACACAGAAUCCAUCAUCAGUUUACAGACACAUGGGAUGAUCCUCACAGUCCCAUUAAGGGAUUUUGGUACAGUCAUAUUGGUUGGCUUGUUGACUAUCAUUCUCGGUUUGGAACCCCUGACACACUAGAAUUCAAGAAUGUCGGAGACUUAAAGAAGCAGUGGUACUAUAGGUUUAUUCACUGUACGUAUCCUUAUCACUCUGUAGCUCUUGGAAUUCUGCUAUAUGCUGGAGGAGGGCUACCAUUCUUGGUUUGGGGAAUGGGUGUAAGGACUGUAUUUUUACUCCACAUUACCUUCUCAAUAAACUCGAUCUGCCACAUAUGGGGAAAGCAAGUAUGGAAUACUGGUGAUUUGUCUAGAAACAACUGGUUGUUAGGUUUGCUAGCGCAUGGCGAAGGUUGGCACAAUAAUCAUCAUGCCUUUGAGUACUCAGCUCGACAAGGCUUGGAAUGGUGGGAGAUUGACACUACUUGGUAUGUAAUAAGCUUCCUAGAAGCCAUUGGUUUGGCUACAGACGUAAAACUCCCAAAUGAAGCUCAUAAGAAAAGAAAGGCUUUUUGCAAGAAUAGCAGUACCAUCCAGUAAUUGUUGAUCAGAAGUCGAUCGGGAUUUAAGCAACAACGUAUAGAAAGUGUAAUGAAUAUUGGGGGUCAUU
Messenger RNA from Rosa chinensis, 1176 nucleotides. Its product is annotated as palmitoyl-monogalactosyldiacylglycerol delta-7 desaturase, chloroplastic. NCBI's taxonomy places the organism in Eukaryota, Viridiplantae, Streptophyta, Magnoliopsida, Rosales, Rosaceae. The coding region runs from base 258 to 1106 and encodes 282 amino acids. Gene Ontology annotation, cellular component: endoplasmic reticulum membrane. Gene Ontology annotation, biological process: lipid metabolic process. The transcript is spliced from 5 exons. Gene Ontology annotation, molecular function: oxidoreductase activity, acting on paired donors, with oxidation of a pair of donors resulting in the reduction of molecular oxygen to two molecules of water. The record is from RefSeq and is a predicted model, not a curated record.